UUGAGCAUGUGAAUAAUUUUUUUAUUUUUCGUUUUUUCAAUUGUAUUUUAUUAUACCGCAAGCCUCAAGCCUCAAGCCUCGAUUAUUAAUAUUUAUAACAGGGCCAUUUUUAUUUCUUGCUAAGAUGCUCGGCUGUAGAAAAUCCUUCUCGUUAUUGUCGUUAUUACCUCUAAUUUUGCUAAUUUAUGGAAAUCUGAAUGGUGAAGUGCAUGCGAAGAGUGCUCCUAAAGGUGUUUAUUUCGAAGAUAUUCAAGUAGAUUAUCUUAACGAAUCGUAUUUCGAUCCGGAAACCUUUGACCUUUCAAUCGACUUUCGACCUGAUGGAAAAAAUGCUCUUACGUAUACGGCAGAUAUACUUCGAGAUGCGCCGGCGGAUAUGCGUUUAAAGUGCACCGCAUCAGCUCGAGUUUUUGGCAAUUAUAUUCCAACUGGAUUGUCUAUCGAUGGUGAAAUGUGUCUAAAUGUUGGUUACAUGAAAGAAUAUAUCAAUAGAUUAUUGGACCCAUUGGGACUCCAUUGUCCUUUAAAAAAGGGAAAAUACCAUCAGGAAGGUUAUAUCAUAGAUCUUACGGGUUUACCAGUAAAUUUGGUUUCUGGAACUCAUCUUUUAUUCGACAUCUUAACUUACACUAAUGACGGAGCACAAAUGUUUAUAAUGAAAGCCUACGUUGUAUUGUGAUUAUCAGACUUGUGAAGAUAGCUGUUCAUACAAAAUAUAAUGUAUCGUUUAUGAAAGUUUGAAAAAUAAAAUCAAUAAUUUCUUUGGCUAGAAUAGUUUGAAAUGUAAGAUCCCACUUCGAUAGAAAAAAUAUUUUAUAUUGUACGAUCUCGGCUGAAAAACUUCGAAGCAGAAAUUGUGAAUGUUUUUACUUUCUUACAUUAUCUACUAUCAAUUUUAUUAUCGAAUACGCAAAUCUUUUAAUUUAGGUAUGUAAUACAACGUAAAAUUGAUAUUACAAUAUUCAAAAUAAGCAUAAGACGAGGGCGUAUAUCAAACUAUAAAGUGAAGAAUGAUUACUUACAUAAUCACUCUCAACUCUCGACUCUAGAGUUCCCCACUCUACCGUCACCGAAUGUCGACCAAUAGUGUCGUUGAAUAUUGCGCUCACUAGAUGGUUAGCGAAAAACGCUAUCAUCAAGAAAGAUACUGAGAUAAAUUGUUUUUAAAAGACAAUAUCAUACUUCACGUGAUCAUUUCUGUAGUUUCACAAACUUUCUACCUAAAGUAGGAGUCGAUGCAACCACGAUGAGCAGACGAAUCUCUUCUUUCCUGAGUGUAAGGACGACUCGGGAACUCUGUUUGUCUACAUUCCCAGUCAUCGGUGAUCGCUCACCUUCUGCACUUUGUGUGGAAGGCAUGGGAGGAUGAGCUGUCCGAGUGUUUUGCUUUUUUGUAUAAAUUUAUCAAAACUGAGAUAAGAUUCUUGUUUAAGAAGUCUUGUUUUCUUUUAUAUUAGUGUGGUUGCAAAUGUUAUGUUACUUAAUUUCCAAU
Phymastichus coffea is the source of this 1492-nucleotide messenger RNA. RefSeq lists its product as uncharacterized. The transcript has 4 exons. The coding region runs from base 125 to 679 and encodes 184 amino acids. The record is from RefSeq and is a predicted model, not a curated record. NCBI's taxonomy places the organism in Eukaryota, Metazoa, Arthropoda, Insecta, Hymenoptera, Eulophidae.